Molecule: messenger RNA, 1578 nt
Organism: Rhizoctonia solani
Lineage: Eukaryota; Fungi; Basidiomycota; Agaricomycetes; Cantharellales; Ceratobasidiaceae
Exons: 2
Coding region: 1-1578 (525 amino acids)
Source: RefSeq, a predicted model, not a curated record
AUGGCCACCGAGGCACCUCUUACCAUGGUUAUGCCGCAGCUUCACCAGCCGCGCAGUCGACCCAACUCGUUACUUCUUGUCCCCAACCAAUCCUAUGCCCCAGCCUCGCCCCGCGGAGGUAUUCUCCUCAACGCAAGGCCCAUGAGCGCAAGCUUCCUGUCGCCCAGCUCUGCUCCGUACUCUGGCGCCAACACACCACGCUCUCCCUCGCCCAGUCCAGCCGCAGCCGACUCUGGCAUGGACCGCAGCACAAGUGUAUAUUCAUCCCUCGGGUCCCGCAAGAUUCGAUUUGCGCCGCUUCCGGAACCCCGCAGAGAAGUCACUGUUGACCAAGACGGCACCGAAGUUCCGUGUGCAUCGACCUAUGCCCCCGAUGCAGCUGCCUAUCCUGUCCAGUCACCUGGUGCUGGUCCUUCAGUUGUCCUCGAUCGAACCGACUCGCUUGUUACCGAUUCGGGAGCGUCGACAAACAGCACCGAGCCCGAGACACAGAGCCAAAAGUCGGCCAAACGAUCCAAGCGUAACUCGCUCCUACGCCUCGUUGGGCUCGGGUCCAGUUCUUCCACCCUCACCAAGCGUGCAUCUACCGUUUCACUCCCUGGUUCAGCCUCGAUCGUUGGCAGCAUGUUCCGCACCACGUCUCGCGAAUCCUGGAGUGGCGAACCCUCAGGCUACUCUUCUGACAAUUCAGUCGCCCGUCGCAUGUCCUCGCCCCUUCGUCCCACAUCCAGCCGCCCAUCUUCCGGAUACAACUCCUUUGGUGCUCCACUUAUGCAUUCCACUUCGGACGGAACGGGCGCUCGCCCAACCCGUAUGCUCAAUGGUCGAGUCUAUGGCGCCCGUCGUGCUCGUGAAAGGCUCCAGCCUCAGCCCUCGAUGGAGCCAGAGUUCUCCGAGUGGGGAUAUGGCGGCAUGGGCAGCGUUAGCAAUGCUGGUCAGUACAGCAAACUCCAGUCGAAUACGUCCUCCCUUGGCGGUCGUGCAGCCGAUGACGACGAGGAUGACGGCAGCGGUAUGGGCUGGGUCCGAAAGCGCAAGGAAAAGAAAGAACGCGAGGAGCGGGAGAAGAAAGAAGCAGAGGAAGCUGCCGCCAAAGCUGCUCAAGCCCAGGCAGAGGAAGCAUCCAAUCCCCCGCGCACAUCUACUGAAACCGCCGGAUCAUCCACAACCGUCCAUCCCGACCGGUCUGAAACGCCUACUGCCCCCCAGACCCCUACUGGGACUGCUCCUCCCACUCGUGCCAAUUCUACAGUCUCUCCUCGUCCUCGCACCGUCUCGUCACCUCCGUCUCGUCAAAACUCGAUAACUACCGUGACCUCUGAUCGCCACCAUCCUACCGUUGUUUCCGUCCCCGUGCAUCGUGGCCGACAGGAAUCCGCUCUCAGCAGCAGUGUCGUCACCAGUCCCGAGACCAGCCCCGAACGCAGCAGUGGCUCUUCUCGCAGCUCGAGCUCUAGCGAUGAUGAGGACGAGUCCAGCAAUACCGGCCGCGAAGACGAUGAUGAGGAAGAAGAAGAGAACCAAAAGCGCAAGACUGCCUUGUCCGCGGGUGUCGAGAAAAUCAGCCGACACCAUUAA